CUUCGAGGAACAAAAAAAAACACCGACACAUCAUCGUAACAUUGUUGUUCUCUGUGCCGUGCAGGAGUUUAGUCAAAUAAAUAUCGCCCAGGAAAGUACGAUAAGUUGUAGAGUAACAUGCACGCUCUCGAUCCCGAAACGGCAAGAAUUGUUGGCUUACCGACAGGAAACGACGACCGGAAGGAGGAUGAAAUCGAACCGGCACUAAGAUUUGGCUUUCGGCUCGUCUGCUCGACGGCCCUGUAUCCGCUGGAGUAUGCCAAAACGCUCAUCCAGCUCGGUUACGAACCGAUCGCACCACGCCCCGGUAGGACGCUCUUUGGUGCGAAGCGUUUGAUGCUGCCGAACAUUUUCCAAUACGCUGCAUACAUCAAGAGCGUGGAUGGAUUUUUCGGAUGCUUCCGGGGACUAAGCGCCCGACUGCUGGGCAAUGUGCUCAGCUCGUACUACAGCGAAAGGAUGGCCGUGGUGGUGAUUGGCAAGGCACCGAACCGUUUCGAUGACUUCGAUUGGUUCGAGGCGACGUACGAAGACGUCGAUGAGUACAUGGUCACGAAGGACGGCAAAGUCCAGACCCGGCCGGCUGGCCUGGUGCGCAAAGCGGUAACGCACGUUUGCGGCAUACUCAUCUCCCAUCCAUUCCACGUGGUGUCCAUCCGGAUGAUGGCCCAGUUCAUUGGCCGGGAGCACAUGUACGAUGGGUUGUUCGGUUCGAUCAGGGAAAUCUGGGCGCACGAAGGUAUUGGCGGGUUCUUUUCGGGGCUUAUUCCCCGCAUGGUUAUGGAAUUGUCGUGCAUGGCAUUAACCAGCUCGAUCACCUACCUGUUCGCCAAGUAUUCCGGGGCGAACAAAACAACCUGUGGCCACGUGAACACUAUCGCUCACUUUUCGGUUACAAGCGUUUUCUACCCGUACCAUGUCGUGUCGACCUGCAUGGCCGUCCAGGGCUCCAGAUUGAAGGCCGGUAACCCGCCCAUGAUGGAUCAUUACAUUAACUGGCGCGAUUGCUACGCCCGGCUGCUGCUGGAUAGACAGCACAAGCGUGGAUCGUCGUUCUUCUUCCGAACGGUGGCCAGAGUAACUGGCAAGCAUAGCGAUUCAUUCGCUCCGUACCCGGAAUUGAAGUAAACACGCACGGAACAAGACACGCUGUGCUUGCUGUGCUUCACAUGGACGGUAUGCACGACUUUCCUUUCACAUUAGAUAUUGUAGAUUUCGUACCCUAUUUCCCUAUUUGCCCUAUUUCCCCUGUUUAAAGGAUGCAGUUUAUAUGGACACUGGUUCAAAGAUUGUAGUUCCGUUGCUUGCAUUUUCCAUAUUGUUCAAUUUAAAUCUGCAUUUAGUUGUUGUGUUUCUUCAAUUGGUUUCGACAAUCGUGCGCAAGAUGAAGCAUUUAUCGCCUCGGAAGCAAAAAAGUUAUGUAAACUAUAAAAUAAACAAAAAAAAAUCUA
Messenger RNA from Anopheles coluzzii, 1451 nucleotides. Its product is annotated as mitochondrial carrier homolog 2-like. The transcript has 5 exons. The record is from RefSeq and is a predicted model, not a curated record. Bases 118 to 1128 code for a protein of 336 amino acids. Lineage: Eukaryota; Metazoa; Arthropoda; Insecta; Diptera; Culicidae.